CAGCUUGGAAUGAUCAUUCGGUCAACCUCAUCCGGUCACAUCCCAUCUUACAGCUUUAUGUUGGUGACAAUGGGAAGUACUGCUGUUUUACUUAUUGGUUGGAGAGCUCUAUUGUUCAGUGUGCUUCCUUCAGAGUCCAAGAAGAAAGAUGAUACAUAUCGAAAAGGCAGCGCCUUCGAACUAUUUGAGUUGUUGACUUCAUUAAUAAGACGGUGGUGAAGGAACCUAACAUCCAUGAACGUGCUUGCGUAUGGAGAUUUGAGAUUCAAUAUGCACAUAUCAAUAUCAUCACCACUUUUUCAUUUUUGUAAGGAUGACAAGUCUACUAGAGAUAUAAAGAAAGUACUGUUUUGAGAUUACAUAAGUAUGGAUGAUACCAAAAACUUAAGUAGGAAAAAUGUAUAAUAUAUAAAUCAAAUUCUUUAAAGGGAACUUUACAG
Molecule: messenger RNA, 440 nt
Organism: Thlaspi arvense
Lineage: Eukaryota; Viridiplantae; Streptophyta; Magnoliopsida; Brassicales; Brassicaceae
Source: the annotation of a GenBank genome assembly